This is a messenger RNA of Psilocybe cubensis, 1101 nucleotides long. RefSeq lists its product as uncharacterized. The record is from RefSeq and is a predicted model, not a curated record. Gene Ontology annotation, biological process: glucan catabolic process. The transcript is spliced from 10 exons. The coding region runs from base 1 to 1101 and encodes 366 amino acids. Gene Ontology annotation, molecular function: hydrolase activity, hydrolyzing O-glycosyl compounds. NCBI's taxonomy places the organism in Eukaryota, Fungi, Basidiomycota, Agaricomycetes, Agaricales, Agrocybaceae.
AUGAGAAUUCCAAUCACUUUGGCCUUCGUGGCUUCGAGUGUCUCGUGGUCGUCAAGAGUUUAUGCUGCCACUGUAGCAACUGACGUAGCUGUAGGAGUUGACGCCACCGUUUCUACGGAUUCCGCCUCUGCAGGUUCUGCUUCCUCAAUUUUUGGCUCGUACUUCCUUUCGGAGAGCAUCGUUGGACACGAUUUCUACAAUCAUUUCAACUGGGAGAACAUUUCCGACCCAACUCACGGGCGUGUAGUCUAUGUCGACGAGAAGACAUCUGUCCAACAUAAUUUGACUUACGCCAAAUAUAACUCAUUCGUUCUCCGGACCGACAACAAAGCCAUCCUGGACCCCGACGGCCCUGGAAGGGAGUCUGUCCGCAUCAUCACAAAAAAGAGUUACACAACUCACGUCGCAGUUUUCGAUGUUCGACAUAUGCCACAAGGAUGCGGGACAUGGCCUGCAAUUUGGUCGACCACCGCUCCGCCCGAUCCUAGCUGGCCCAACGGCGGAGAAGUCGAUAUCGUCGAAGGUGUCAAUGACCAAGGCCCCAACGCCGCAACCCUUCACACUACUACAGGAUGCACUAUGCCCGAAACGCGUCCACAGCUAGGAACUCCCGGACAGAACGACUGCGACUGGCUCGUCAACUAUAACACCGGAUGCACCGUCAAAAUGUCGGGCCCCAACACUUACGGACCCAGCUUCAAUGCCAAUGGAGGUGGAUGGUUCGUCACAGAGCGCACAGGCGACCAUAUCAGCGUCUGGUUCUGGCAGCGCAAUGACCCCAAAGUCCCAUUCGACGUUAAGUAUGGGAGCCCAAUUACCACCCCACGCACAUGGGGAAAACCUCAGGCGUUCUUCCCGAACACCAACUGCGAUUUCAAGAAGUUCUUCGCACCCCACCACAUAAUCAUCAAUUUGACGCUUUGCGGUGAUUGGGCUGGCCAAGCAGACGUUUAUGCUUCUUCUGGAUGCCCAUCGACCUGCCUUGACUAUGUAAACAACAACCCCGCUGCGUUCUCGAACGCAUACUUUGACUUUGCCUCUGUCCGCAUAUACCAGCCCACUCCUUUCCUUCACAACCGGGGGCAUCACAGCACAUUCUAA